CAUAUGAAUUAUUGACAUUUGAUAUGACAGUAGGUAGGCUUUCUGUUUUUGAGGUUAUGUUUAAUGUUAUGGUUAAAUCGAAAAUUGAUUAACAAAUUAGAUAAUAUAAAUUAAAUACUUCAUCAGCUAUUCAAUACAAUGUUGUCAAGAAAAUUAGCUUUAUCAACCCUAACGACAAGAAUACCAUUGUUAAAGAAGUAUUCCGCUGUGGUCCAAAACGCUCCGCAAGCUGUGCCAGAAAGUAACAACAAGACAGUCAAUUCUCCACUUGAUCAUCCAGAUUACUUUCAUGUUCAUGACUUGUUUACAGUCAAAGACCUAUUUGAAGCUCGGAUCCAUUAUGGCCACAAAGAGGGAUCCUUGAAUGACUACAUGAGACCUUACCUUUAUGGCUCUAGGUUGGGUCAUUUGAUAUUUGACUUAGAUAUAACAGCUGAGCAUCUACGAAGGGCACUGAACUUCACAGCCCACAUAGCAUACAGGGGUGGAAUUAUUUUAUUCUUCAAUAGAAAUGCACAGAAUGCUCAUAUUGUAGAGAAGACUGCUCAAGAAGCCGGUGAAUACGCCCACACUAGGUUCUGGAGAGGCGGUAUCUUCACCAAUGCCAAUUAUCAGUUUGGGGCUAUCACAAGGUUGCCUGACCUUUGUAUCUUCUUGAACACUCAGAACAAUAUUCUGAAUCAGCACACAGCUGUUAGAGACAGUGCUAAAAUGUUAAUACCUACCAUCGGUAUUGUUGAUUCAAACUGUAACCCAAAUCUGAUAACAUACCCGGUGCCUGGCAAUGAUGACUCACCAGCAGCCAUCAGCCUCUACUGCCGACUGUUCAAACAAGCCAUAUUGAGAGGUAAGGAGGAAAGGAUGAAGUUUUUACAAGAAACUGAAUGAUUAUUUGAUAGGUUAUAAGAUAGUGGUAUUUGUUUAGAAUAAAUCAUAAGUAUUUA
Plutella xylostella (diamondback moth) is the source of this 944-nucleotide messenger RNA. It is a transcript of the gene mRpS2, whose product is annotated as mitochondrial ribosomal protein S2. Gene Ontology annotation, biological process: translation. The record is from RefSeq and is a predicted model, not a curated record. Lineage: Eukaryota; Metazoa; Arthropoda; Insecta; Lepidoptera; Plutellidae. Gene Ontology annotation, cellular component: ribosome; mitochondrial small ribosomal subunit. Gene Ontology annotation, molecular function: structural constituent of ribosome.